CAGAGGAUGGUGAAAUGGUGACCAUUGAUCAAGACGAUUACUUGAAAGACUUUGUCGAAGAGGCAGUGAAAUCAUCACCACACCAUUACAAGAUAAAAAUUCUCAUUGGUUAGUAUAGUGUGGAAAUGAUUGCAUUGUAGCUUUAAAUAAGGAAUAAUAGUGUGUGAGACUGCAAUCAAGUUGUUGGAUAAGGAAAAAGCAAACAGUUUUUGCCAAUUAUGUUUGUUGGUUUGUGGUGUCCCUUAGCAUGUUUUCACUUACGGUGUGCUCCCUAUUUCCAUAGUUUUAAAUAAAAAAUGACAUUUCAGCUUUCUUAACUGUAAUGGUGAGUCCUAGUCACGUAUUAUUGAUAUUGGAGCAAGAAAUAAUUUAGCAAUAAUUUAAACUUUCAUUUAUACAUGAGCAUAAUGAGGUUUCUCUUAUUAAUUUGGCACAUUAAAAUAACACACAAUUUUUUUUUUCAAAAGACAAUUCUAGAAACUAUUUCUUUCCAGGCAAAGCCUUGGGCCUCCUCCAACAGAUGGUUGACAAUGGGGAGAAAUUUGAUGUAAUCUUCCUAGAUGCUGAUAAAGGAGAGUACAUUGAAUACUUUAAGGUAAUCAAUAUAAAAAUUUAAAAAAAAUUUAAUUGGUAUAUUUUUUCUCUUAUUAAUAAUACUUGAAAAUUACUAUAUUUACAAUAAAAAAUAUAAUGAGGAUAGAGGAAAACCUCAAGAAUGAAAAGAACAGAAAGAGAACUUUUCUACCAAAAAGCUUUGGACAGCAAAAACAGUUAAAGACAGACAAACACUCUAAGAUUGUUGUAUAGAUAUGGUGUCUACAGGAAAAGGUAGACAUAUUCAACUACAGAAUUGAUCCAUUUCUACUAUAUUUACAGGCAUAGAAGUUUAAAUUUAACUGCAACAGGUAAGCUGUAUAUUAAUGAUAGAGAAAUUAUUGUUCAUAUUGAUAUUUGAUUGUGAUAUAUGGUAAGAUACAUAUUGUCAAAAACUACUAACUUAAAUGUUUGAAAUCUUUCAGUUGGCCUUUGAACAAAACUUACUUAGUUCCAGAGGCACGGUUCUAGUUGAUAAUGCUUACAUGUUGGGAGAAGGAUAUAUGAAAUCAUUUGGUGAAACAAAUUCAAAAAUAUUUGCAAGAGCUGUGGCCUCCAAUCCUGAUUUACAUUCGGUAAAUAAUAGCAAGAGUCUCUAUCUUAAAUUUUAAAGUGAGAAAUGCCAAUGAAUAAUACCAUUAGCAAAACUCAGGCUUAUGGCAACUGUGGCUUGAUGUUAAUAAAAAGUUAAAAAUAUUUUAGUUUUGUAAACUUUGUUUAGUCUCAAGUAGAAGACUUGUAAUAAAUUACAUGUAGAGGUUAGCAAGUGAUAUAUAUUAGAAUCAUAUUUAAAAAAACACUUGAUACUAUUUUUCCACAAAUAUUUAAAACAUUAAUUAUAUUUGCUGUUGACUCUGUGAUUGAUAAAAAAAACUUAAUUUAUGGAGACAAUCAACACAUCAACAAUUUUUCUGACAUAUUUAUUCCUCAGGUUCUGGUUCCAAUACGAGAUGGCAUUUUAAUGAUUCGCAGACUAUCAGAUGUUGAAGGAGAUGUUAGAAAAGCAUAAUUUGUUAAAUUGUUAAUUCAAUUGUUCAAACAAAUUAUGUAUUUAUCUCUUCUUUGCAACAAAAUUUUAUAAGUUUAGUUAGCAUAAAUUUUAAUAUAUUUACAUCCACACUCAAUUUAUUGUUAUUAUUUGCCUUAUCUCUAAAUCAGGGAUGAAAAGUGAAAAGUUUUUUUUAUUGCUUUUUUUAUUUUGACAGUAAUUUUACUUUUCUAGAAUGUUGUAUCUGAAAUCAUUGUAUUUUCAUAUUGUACACAAGCAGGACUCGGGUUAAAUAUUUCAUUUUGUGGUGAUGCAUGGAAAAGUCGGUAUUAUGAUUUUACUCUCUAUUUAUUUGCAAUAUAAAAAUUAAAAUUUUGACAUGCUUACAGUGGUACAGGUUAGGAAGUGAAGAGAGACUGGCAUUUUCUGCCGACAGCAGCUUUGUUUUCAUGGAAGAUUGGAGGAAAAAAAAAAGAUUGACCUGACCACAAGCUGCAGUAACCCUGUCUACGCCAUUGCAUUUACUUGUUGUAUCAAUAGCAUUUGGUUUAUUGCCCGAGAUGUUAUAAAAGUAUUUGGUGUUAUUUACUGGUUUGUGGUAAAUUAUAAUUUUUUCCCAAGUAACUUUCUCUAUUUCCAACUACAUAGUAUAAAUUGAGGUUCAAUAAACUAAGCAACCUUUUAACAGCAAUUAUUUUUUGUUCUUCUCACUCUCAAUUAAUUUCCUGUUAAAUGUUUUAGGUAAAGAUUUUUACAAAAGUUGUUCAAAAAUUACUUUACUGUACUAAUGUAUGAUUAUUCUCUUUACUGCUAUAUUACAUGUUGAUACGCCUUAAGUGUUAAUUUAUUCCAUAUUAUAAUGAUGCCAGUAUUAGUAUUGCAUGCAGGACCAAAACUCAAAUAUAAGCUCUAGUGUGUAUCAUUGCUAGAAUGUGUUGUCAUUUGUCAAACAUUGUGACUAACUUUGUAAGUCACAGGUAAUUGGUUUAAAUAAUUUAUAUCUCUUUUCAUAUCUUUUGAUUAAGUUCCUUUCAUAUAUAAUCUUGUAUUAAAUUAUACAGGUUUUGUGGCUUUUCAAGAUACCUCAC
Lymnaea stagnalis (great pond snail) is the source of this 2670-nucleotide messenger RNA. NCBI's taxonomy places the organism in Eukaryota, Metazoa, Mollusca, Gastropoda, Lymnaeidae. The record is from the annotation of a GenBank genome assembly.